UGGUUGCGUUGCAUGGUGUAUGGGGAAAUGCACUUUACAUUUUCGAAAGUAGACCAUCUGAUUACUUUAUGGUUAACGUUACUUAUUUUAAUACAAUAACAGUUAAUGUCAAAUACUUUUGAGCACAGAUAGUAUGCGAAUUGGACUGGCAUGAAUCUCAGUCACCCCGAUCGGUUUAAUCUGCUUUCAAUUACUUCUGCCUUAGCAGUGCAUUCAGACGAGUGCUGUCGAUAUUGAGUUACUCUCCAGGUCAACGCGCGUGCAGAACAAACUAAUUUAGUGAAUAUGUUGGCUGUAAAUAGAAUCCCAAAAAUGAUCUGUAAAAUAACAGCCCGACACGAAUUACUCUCGUGGUUUAUAACGUUUAAAGACAGGAGUAUUCACAGCUCAGCCUGUCUAUCUGGUGCUAAUAAACUUAUGAAGAUGCUGGCCAAUAAGAAGAAAAAGCAUUGGUAUGUCACUCCUAUACAGUCUACACCUCUAGGCCAGCCCGACUUUCUGAAACCAUCAAAGAAGAAAAAACAAGAGGAUAGUGUUCGUGUAAGAACAUUAAACAACAUUCUGCUCAAAGCAGUGACUGACUUGCUGACCUCAUAUGAAGUCAACUCAGAGAUCCCUGCCUACAACGUACAAAUAUCCAAAGUUUCACUCCCACCAGAUUUCUCUUCUUGUCGAAUAUACUGGAAGACAAGUUUGUCUGCUGAACAAGACCGUCAAAUUCAACAGGCUUUAGACAAAUGUGCUCCUCGUAUACGAUACCUUCUCAUAUCGCACCAAAUCCUUGGCAGUGUUCCUCCUGUGGUAUUUAUUAGAGAUAAACAAUAUGCUGCAAUGAUGGAGGUUGAAAACCUUCUCAAGAUCGCAGAUUAUGGUUCAGGUGAAGAUGAAAUGGACAAUUUAUCCAUCAAUGAUGUUGGGGCCAGACUGCAUCCAGUGGACUCUGGGGUAAAGAAAAGACCCGUGUUGUUUGGGGUUGAUCACGAGGCACUCCACAAACAGAUUGAAGCUUAUAAACGGGACAAGGGGUCGAGAGACUCUUAUACACCGAGCUCUGAAGCAGGAGGGCUAACUCAAGAGCAGCUGAAUACACUGGCGGACAUCAGAAAGCAGAAACUCGUAGAGAAAAAGAAACUUAAAUCCAGAUCGAUGAAGGAUGAUGACAUCACUCCAAAAGACUACCUGCUAGCCAGGAGUCUUCAGAAAGAGGAAAAAGAGGAACUGGACAACAGUGAAGAAAGCCUGCUGGAUAGCCAGAUCUCACAGCUGAUGGCAGAAGACAACAGAAGGGACUAAAACAAAUAGAUAAUUUGGUGAUUUGCACUGUAUAGUGGACUUAAUAAAUUGUGGGCAUGUG
This is a messenger RNA of Misgurnus anguillicaudatus (oriental weatherfish), 1354 nucleotides long. It is a transcript of the gene rbfa, whose product is annotated as ribosome binding factor A. Lineage: Eukaryota; Metazoa; Chordata; Actinopteri; Cypriniformes; Cobitidae. The record is from RefSeq and is a predicted model, not a curated record. Gene Ontology annotation, biological process: rRNA processing.